This is a messenger RNA of Cynoglossus semilaevis (tongue sole), 4361 nucleotides long. Its product is annotated as protocadherin alpha-C2-like. Gene Ontology annotation, biological process: homophilic cell-cell adhesion. The coding region runs from base 403 to 2817 and encodes 804 amino acids. Gene Ontology annotation, molecular function: calcium ion binding. Gene Ontology annotation, cellular component: plasma membrane. The record is from RefSeq and is a predicted model, not a curated record. NCBI's taxonomy places the organism in Eukaryota, Metazoa, Chordata, Actinopteri, Pleuronectiformes, Cynoglossidae. The transcript has 3 exons.
AGAUACUCAAUGUGUUAGUAUUUUAGGCUCGACAUUAUCUCAUAACGAUUCAAUUCAACUUUACAAACGCCAUCGACAGUCUGAUUUUUGUUCUUUUCGUUUUUUUUUUACUACAUUGUUUAUAAUCUAUCUUGAGUCGAGCACAAUAAAAUGGUUUGUUUAUCAAUAAUUGAAAACAGAACAUUUUUGUCGCUGAUUCCCGUAAAAACCUACCCACCCGUGAGGUCAUUGUUUUGAAGAUCGUUUAUUGGAGGAAUGUGAGAUACUCUUAAGACGCGUCACUUCCUCUUUGGAUGCAGACCUUGUUUCUGUGAAGUUAUUCGGAUUUUUCGCUCAUUAAACGAGGACGUGAUUAGUCGCAGAGUUGACAACUUCACAGGCUGUGAACACCGGAGCACCACCAUGACGCAGGCUUUGGCACAGCUGACCGGAGGACGGUGCGUUCCCGUAUUUAUUUGUCUUUUUGCCAUGAUGAACACGGGCACAAGCGUCACCCAUUAUUCUGUUCCAGAAGAAAUGGAGGAAGGAUCUGUCGUCGCAAAUUUGGCGACUGAUUUGGGAUUGGAUGUCCAGACGCUGAGUGGAAGACAAAUGCGCAUUGAUGUGGUGGCCAAUAAGAAAUACCUGGACAUCAACAGGAGCACUGGGGAGUUGUACAUUUCAGAGAGGAUCGACAGGGAGUUGUUAUGCCCAUUGAAAACAACAACAUAUUGUUUUUUAAAAUUGGACGCGACGAUUGAAAACCCGAUACGUAUGUUUAACAUUGAGGUGGAAAUCAUUGACAUCAACGACAACGCUCCACAUUUCCGCAGAGGAACGAUGCAUCUGGACAUCUCUGAGUCAAGCCCCAUCGGGGAGAGGUUCUCACUGAAUAACGCAGCGGAUCCAGAUGUCGGAAGUAAUUCUGUGAAAAAUUACCAUCUGAGCUCGAGUGAAUAUUUUGCCAUUGAAAUUCAGACGGGAAGAGAUGGGACGAAGUUCGCUGAUUUGGUGCUUAAAAAACCCUUAGACAGAGAGCAGCAGUCGGUUCAUAACCUGGUACUGACUGCUGUGGAUGGUGGAACUCCUACACGCACAGGUACAGCCAGCAUCGUGGUCCGUGUGCUGGACGUGAACGACAACGCCCCGUCGUUUGACAAAGACAGAUACGUGGUCCAGGUGAUGGAGAACUCCCCGAUAGGAAGUUUAGUUCUAAAACUCAGCGCCACUGAUUUAGAUGAAGGCUCCAAUUCUGAUAUAGUUUAUUCCUAUAGUUUGUAUACUUCAGAGAGAACACAGAACAUGUUUAAUCUGAAUCCAGAAAACGGUGAAGUUACAGUCAAAGAAAUGAUUAAUUAUGAAGAAGAUAAACUUUAUGAACUAGAAGUUGUUGCUAGUGAUAAAGGACAAGUCUCUUUAACUGGACAGUGUAAAGUGACUAUCCAAGUGAGUGAUAUGAAUGAUCCAGAAAUUUCUGUUAAAUCAUUUCAGAGUCCAGUGAAGGAGAACAUAGAAGUGGACACAGUGAUAGCUGUGGUUAGUGUCAGUGAUAAGGACUCUGGUGAUAAUGGAGAAGUUGAUCUUUAUAUUCCACAUAAUAUGCCUUUUAGGCUCAGAGAGUCGUCUGACAACUACUAUGAACUAUUGGUGUCAGAACAAAUGGACCGUGAGAAAAUUCCAGAAUAUGACAUAACGUUCACUGUUAAAGACAGAGGUUCUCCUCCUUUAUCUGACAAUGUAACUAUGACCUUAGAGCUGCUGGAUGUUAAUGACAAUGUCCCCAAAUUCCCUCAGUCAUUUUAUAAAAUCCGUGUCAUGGAGAACAACGCACCUAUGGCUCUGCUCAGUUCACUGACAGCCUUUGACCCUGACCUCCAUGAAAACCAGUAUCUGGUUUACUUCAUCAUAGAGAAGGAGAUAGCCAACACCUCCAUGUCCAUGCUGUUCUCCAUCAAUCCAGAGAAUGGUGAUCUGUACGCUCUGAAAACCUUUGAUUAUGAGAUUGAGAAGGAGUUUCUUUUCCACAUUGAGGCCAGAGACUCUGGCUCUCCUCCACUCAGCAGUAAUGUGACUGUACACAUCAUCAUAGUGGACCAGAACGACAAUGCUCCAGUUAUUGUGUCUCCGUGGCGUGCACAUGGCUCUGUGGUGGAGGAAAAGAUUCCCAGAUCCACUGAUAAAGGUUCUCUGGUGGCCAAAGUGAUCGCUUUAGACACAGACUCUGUGCACAACUCUAGGAUUACCUACCAGUUCCUACAGGUGACUGAUGCCACCUUGUUCAGUCUGGACCAGUACAAUGGGGAGAUCCGGACCAUGAGGAUGUUCAGUUACAGAGAUCCACGUCAUCUGAGACUGGUGGUCGUUGCCAAGGACAACGGGGAGCCUGCUCUGUCUGCUACAGUCACCAUCAAGCUGUCCACAGUGGAGACUGCAGUUAAGGCCUACACUGACAUGACUGAGGUUCCUCUGGAGUCUGACCUCUUCUCAACCCUGAACCUGUACUUGGUCAUUGGUCUGGGCUCUGUGUCAUUUCUCCUUCUCAUCACCAUUCUGGUCACCAUUGUGCUCAAGUGUCAGAAACCUAAGAGCAGCCAAACAGCUCCUCCCAGCAGGAACAGUGUGAUCAGUGAGAGGAACUCCACCAUCGCAGAUUCCACUCUGGUCUCCAACGAUGCCUACUGGUACAGUCUGUUUCUGGCAGAGACCAGGAAAGGAAAGCUGGUGGUGAGACAGCCUGUGCCGAAGGGCUCCAGAUACAUUGUGUCCAGUAUCCCGAGAGGAACAGGAGUGACAGAUACUAGUGACUCAGCUGCUUCCACACUGCAGUACCCUAAAUGAGGGGAGUCCAUUCUGCAGUUGGAGGCAUCCACCACCAGCAGCAGCAGCAGCAGCAGCAGCAGUUCAAAAUAAGGUCACCUGCCUCCAUCUGCAUCCUGGAUCUUUGCUGACAUGAUGAGCUUCACAGAUGAAAGGAGGAACACCAUGUCCCCUGCCCAGUCUUGUCUGUCCAAGUUAGUCCAGUUCCUCUUCUACACAAUGUGGAGUUGUCUUGCCUGUGCUUCACGUGGAUGACCACAUGGUGGAAGGUCAACAGCUGCCCCUCCUCUCCUCAAAGCACAUAAAAUUAAUCAAAAAAAGGCCAUUCGAUUCAUUCAAUAUGCAUGAGACUACUUUCUCCAAGGCUUCACCCACACCUUGAGACGCUUAAAAAUGAUCAAACAAAAAGGUAAUUGCAAUGAAGUCGACUGUAAAACUGCACAAAGAGACGAUGAGAUGUUUAAAGAAGCCACAGAAAGUGAAGGAACUAAUGGACCCUGGAUUAUUGAAAUGCCUUUAAGAGACUGAUUUCUCUCUCUCUCUCUAAAAUUGAGUUAAUGGAUAUUUCAUCUCCAUCUCUGUGCUUGCUUCAUUACAGCAUUUAUGUAUUAUAUACUGUAUACUCUAUGUAUACAACAGAGAAGAAGUCAAACAGCACAAUUGAUGUGAGAAAAGCACUACACUUUAUGUGUACACUUUAAAUCAGUAUUUUGUAACGUCGGUCGUCUUUUGUACUUUGUGCUUAACAUCUAAGCUAGGCUCAAAUAAACAAGUGCUAAGAUAUUAGUUUGUGUUUACAGUUACUGGACGUAAGCGUAAGGCCAGUUAUAUACAAGGCCGAAGCAUAAGCUAUUGUUUAUCUAGCAUUCUGUUAUUUUGCAUGUGUUGUGAUAGUGUUGGAUAUUUUAAUACCUACUGGUUGUUUUCAUGUACACAGCCAUUUCUACAUUUGUUUUUUUACCAAAAAAGAACAUUUUUAUUUCUUGGGACCAAAAUAUGAACUAACACAGCGUGUUUACUGAGAGUAAACAAUUAUAAUAAUCUUUCCUUUUCCCAGUUUCAUUCAUUUCUAUAGAAAUCAUCUAUCUUUAGUCAAUAUUUAGAACAAACAGUUAAGAUUUUGUUAAUAGUAUAUAUAUAUAUAUAUAAUUUUUGUUUACAUAUUUCACGGCGUUCCUUUUUAGCAGUUUAAUACAAUGAACCAUUUUCAUUACUGACUGUUUAAUAUUUACCAGCAUAAGUAACAAUUUGAUACUGUAUAUAACUGACAUAUGCUUUUACACCCACUGUAUCAAUGCAUUUGCUAUUUUAUCCGUGCCAUAUGAUGUAUAUGGUCAAAGUAAGUGUGUGACACAGUAACAUUGAUAAGACGUGUAGUUAAACUCAUUAGCACAGGUUACGUUGCAUUACUUGUAUACAAUGUGAUGUGUUCCAGGCAAAUAAACAGAAGGCGCUUCUGUAUGGUGGCAUGAAAACGGUGACGUAUGUAACGACCGGUGAAAUGUGAGCCUGUAUGUUAUCUUCUUGUCUGUGUGAUAUAAUAAAUACAAAGAGAAAAAAGAAAG